Molecule: messenger RNA, 1736 nt
Organism: Cervus elaphus (red deer)
Lineage: Eukaryota; Metazoa; Chordata; Mammalia; Artiodactyla; Cervidae
Gene: SYS1
Product: SYS1 golgi trafficking protein
Exons: 4
Coding region: 252-722 (156 amino acids)
Biological process (GO): Golgi to endosome transport; Golgi to plasma membrane protein transport; protein localization to Golgi apparatus
Cellular component (GO): trans-Golgi network; Golgi membrane
Source: RefSeq, a predicted model, not a curated record
AACGCUUCCGCUACAGCCUCUGCAGCCGGUGGACCUUUGCCUCUCUAGGCCGGUAGGGCCUCUCCUCCAUGGUCCUGACUGUCAGCACCGUUUCGGUAGCCAGUCGGUGCGGCUGGGCCGCGCUCGGACGCCUCGGAUCCUCGAGACCGUAACCGGCGUGUGUCCUCGCAGGUGCAGGGGCGGCCCGGGGCCCAUGGCGAGGCGGCGGCGCUGACCCGGGCCCGGGCAGCAGCCGGGCCCCGGGGGCCGGCAUGGCGGGCCAGUUCCGCAGCUACGUGUGGGACCCGUUGCUGAUCCUGUCGCAGAUCGUCCUCAUGCAGACCGUCUAUUACGGCUCGCUGGGCCUGUGGCUGGCGCUGGUGGACGGGCUGGUGCACAGCAGCCCCUCGCUGGACCAGGUGUUCGACGCCGAGAUCCUGGGCUUUUCCACCCCUCCAGGCCGGCUCUCCACGAUGUCCUUCGUCCUCAACGCCCUCACCUGUGCCCUGGGCUUGCUGUACUUCAUCCGGCGAGGGAAGCAGUGUCUGGAUUUCACGGUCACUGUCCAUUUCUUUCACCUCCUGGGCUGCUGGCUCUACAGCUCCCGUUUCCCCUCGGCGCUGACCUGGUGGCUGGUCCAGGCUGUGUGCAUUGCGCUCAUGGCUGUCAUCGGGGAGUACCUAUGCAUGCGGUCGGAGCUCAAGGAGAUCCCCCUCAACUCAGCCCCGAAGUCCAGUGUGUAGUGUCGGGUCCUUUGGACACCCUGCUGGGCACUUGACCACCCUUCCAACCCCUUGGGCUGCUCGGACCACCAGAUGAGGUCCAGCCCAGGCCUGAGAGGAACCCGGGAAAUGUGAAGUCUUGGUUGGUGUUGGGGAGAGAGUGAGGCCCCCGUCAAGAAGGUGGGUAGCGGGCAGGAUGAGAGCUGCAAGAACCACUUCUGUCCACAGAAGCCUUGGUGUCUGGGAGGUCAGCGUGGGCACCUCUUUCAGGGUCAUAGCAGAAUUGGAACCAUGUCAUUCUUGAGCCACCAUACCUGUCACCAGCCUGUUAUUUUAAAAAGGAAAAAAAAAAUCAAAGAUAUCUGAUCAGAGCAAACCACUCUUCUAGCCAUCUGUCUUACCUCCUGGGACAGCCAUUACAUACCUUUGCCACGUUGCCCUGACUGCAGCUGUUCAGUUGGAACAACCCUUGGUUUCUGGAUCCAGAGCCACAGAAAGAGAUGUAGGUGCCCAGUAAGUAGCAGGCUGCUGUCAGGCAGAGAAUGGCAGGUGGAGGCAUCAAGCAGGAAAAAAAAAAAACCCCCAAAACGCACAGCCGGUGUCCUGCUGCACACACACGCGCACACACCCCUGAACCCGUGACUGUCUUCCGGUUCUCUCUGCUGGGUCCCCACGCUGCUGCCGGCUUUCCACAUAGCGGGCGGAGGACCCAGAGAAGAAUCCCAGCAUCGCUGUCCGUCUCGUGUUUGACCUGGCGUCACAGCCUGUUCUCUAGGAAUGACCGGGCUUUCCGGCUCCCACAGACCUCCGUUCUGGCGGUACUUCCGUCUUCCCGCCUUAUUUGGAAUCCCACAGUGGGAGGGAACCGUGAGCGCCCAGACCCAGGGAGCCCAGCCUUGCAGCUUGAGGUGUACUUGAUUGUACCAUAGGAGAUAGGAAUUUGCUACCAAGCUGUUUCUUAGAGGUGGAGUGUCCUCUGUGAGGGGGCUUGCAGCUGCCCUUCCUGUGUACAUAAAUACAGUAUUUUCCACGGUU